GAAAUGCAUCAGGGCAGCUGGGAUGACCAAUGGGUUCUGCAGCCUUUUUGCUACAAAAGCCUCAAGCGUUUGGAACCCACCGUGGUUCAGGCCGUGCUGAAGCAGCAGCUGAAAGAAUCGACCAAAGAGAUUCGCAAGGACGGUCAUGUUCUACCACUUGCUGCGAGUGCAGCUGUUGCAGUUGGCGAGAGUCAUGCAUGUGAGGCGGGCCCUGCAGAAGCGGAAAUUGUUGAUGCUGCAAACGCAGCCCUUGCUGAAGCUGUGGACAAUGAUGGGCAUGAAAAUGCAGAUGCCGCUAUUCGUUGGCAGUUGCUGAGUAAGUAUAAGACUGUGCAAGGCUUGGUUGCAGCUGUGAUUCGUGAGAAGAGCGAUGAGGAGCUCCACAACAUUUCAAUCAACAUCAUCUUGGACGAUAUCCAGGCAAAAGCUUCCAACAAAAUCAGCAUGUCAGAACUUCUGGAGGAGAAAGACGAGUUUGUAGCGGCUACAAUGUCCGCAGUUCCAAAAGAGCUCUCUCGACGAUUGCUUCUUGCUGUGAACAAGCCACAGGCGCAUGCCGGGCGACCAGCACAAAUAGAUUCACAAUGUGUCCAAAAGACUUACCUGCUCACCUUCUCCAACCUGGAUCCAAGCAAUGCUCCCACCAGGGAAACCAUCCUUGAGACCGUCUUGCAGGCAUUUGGCGCUGCAGGCUAUGGUUCGGAUGUUUGCGUGACGCAUGCCUGCGUCUUCCGGGAGACGCAUGGCAGUGGACAGUGGCACUUCCAUGUGCCGACAGCAUUGUCGCACCCUUGUCGAUGGGUUGGAUGGAAAAAAGAGUUGUCGAAAGCUGGCUACAUUGCUCAUUUUGCCAACAUGGCUAUUGAUUACCACAGCAAGCACAGAAAAAUGCAAUAUGCCCAUAUGUUGCGGUACCUCUGGUUGCCAUCUGACAAGAAGGGCCUGUCCGCCUUGGACAAAGAUCCCUUGUUGUGGUGCAGUGGGGGCCGGAAGCAUCCGCCUCUUCUAGAUGCGAUCAAUGGGGUCUUGGACAGUACUGCAAUUGAAGAGAAGGUGGCAGAGCGUUUUUUGCAGCGUUGGUCUGCGGGCAAGCGUGGGCCAUGCAAAUUCUCUGACUUGGAGUUAUGGCCAAUAGUGAAAGAACUUGGGCUCACUGCCGAUGACCCUGUCCUGCUUGCUAAACUCCUUCAGCAUGGGCGAAAUUCCGGAAAUGAAAGAUUGCUGAACUACCUCUUCCGCACAAACAACACCAUCAGAGAGAAGGUCGCCAUGUGCUGCACACUAGAAUCAUGUGAUCGCGUCAUCGCAGAUUCUCAGACAACUACGUGGAAGCGUGUCACUGCCGCCUUGGGGCGACAGUGUUGUUGUGACAGAACUUGGGCACCAGCAGCUCGCGAGAUUCUCCGCAACAAUAACAUUGAGGAGGGGAAGCUUUGCCAACAUUUGCGUCAGGCCCUCAUGCUGGGCAUGCAGAAGAAGGGAGAUGCAGUAUGCUUCACAGGUUCCGGAAACGAGGGCAAAAGCUUCAUUUUGAAGCCAUUGCGUGAAAUUUUCCAGCGCGUGUUCGCCUGUCCAGCUCGAGGGUCGUAUCCUCUCUUAGAUUUGCCGCAGUCCCAAGUGGUCAUUUUAGAUGAUUGGAGACCUGACCAUGGAGCCUUGGAUGUCAGCAGUUUGUGGCCCACCGCAGACACUCGUGGGGGACAGAAAAAGGGCCUGAUUCGGCAGCAUACAGUUUCAGUAGAUCCUUUACUCAUGUCAGUAGCCGCCGAAGCCGUGGCCUGCUUGGCAGAGAAGAAGGUGACAGAACUCCGAGCAGCCCUUCUGCUGAACCAAAAGCACAUACGAAAUUGCCAGCAGCAAUCUCGCAGAGAAGCUGCUUCGCUGCUCAAAGGCGGCCUUUCUUGCCACUCUGAGCGAAAAGUUUUGGCCGUCUAUGCUUUGUCAAACUGGGAUUUGAGUUUGGCUCUGCGAGCGGCACAGCGGCUGUCCCGCGGUGAACCGCAGCAGCUUGAGUUUCUGUGGCAACUGGGUCAAGCUCCUCGAGAAUUUUUCGCCAGCAGACAAUGGGCCCACGCUUUCGAAAGCGUUGGGUGCGGGCGAGAUGUGACAAAGUUGCAUUCCGCCUUGCGAAAUUUCAUGCAGAAUCCAGUGUCCUUACCGCUUCCUGCCGAACCCACUCCGGCAGAGAUGGCUCUCAUUUGGCCUAAAAGGGCCGUGCUGAAGCAGCAGCUGAAAGAAUCGACCAAAGAGAUUCGCAAGGGCGCCUGCGUUUCUUUCGUUUGUGUCUUGUCCUCCUUGUGGUCUUUGUCCCUGUCUUCUUGUGCCUACAGCGACCUCGAGCUCUACACGCAGCGGCCCCUUGGCUUGCUUGUGGACGGUCAUGUUCUACCACUUGCUGCGAGUGCAGCUGUUGCAGUUGGCGAGAGUCAUGCAUGUGAGGCGGGCCCUGCAGAAGCGGAAAUUGUUGAUGCUGCAAACGCAGCCCUUGCUGAAGCUGUGGACAAUGAUGGGCAUGAAAAUGCAGAUGCCGCUAUUCGUUGGCAGUUGCUGAGUAAGUAUAAGGCUGUGCAAGGCUUGGUUGCAGCUGUGAUUCGUGAGAAGAGCGAUGAGGAGCUCCACAACAUUUCAAUCAACAUCAUCUUGGACGAUAUCCAGGCAAAAGCUUCCAACAAAAUCAGCAUGUCAGAACUUCUGGAGGAGAAAGACGAGUUUGUAGCGGCUACAAUGUCCGCAGUUCCAAAAGAGCUAUCUCGACGAUUGCUUCUUGCUGUGAACAAGCCACAGGCGCAUGCCAGGCGACCAGCACAAAUAGAUUCACAAUGUGUCCAAAAGACUUACCUGCUCACCUUCUCCAACCUGGAUCCAAGCAAUGCUCCCACCAGGGAAACCAUCCUUGAGACCGUCUUGCAGGCAUUUGGCGCUGCAGGCUAUGGUUCGGAUGUUUGCGUGACGCAUGCCUGCGUCUUCCGGGAGACGCAUGGCAGUGGACAGUGGCACUUCCAUGUGCCGACAGCAUUGUCGCACCCUUGUCGAUGGGUUGGAUGGAAAAAAGAGUUGUCGAAAGCUGGCUACAUUGCUCAUUUUGCCAACAUGGCUAUUGAUUACCACAGCAAGCACAGAAAAAUGCAAUAUGCCCAUAUGUUGCGGUACCUCUGGUUGCCAUCUGACAUGAAGGGCCUGUCCGCCUUGGACAAAGAUCCCUUGUUGUGGUGCAGUGGGGGCCGGAAGCAUCCGCCUCUUCUAGAUGCGAUCAAUGGGGUCUUGGACAGUACUGCAAUUGAAGAGAAGGUGGCAGAGCGUUUUUUGCAGCGUUGGUCUGCGGGCAAGCGUGGGCCAUGCAAAUUCUCUGACUUGGAGUUAUGGCCAAUAGUGAAAGAACUUGGGCUCACUGCCGAUGACCCUGUCCUGCUUGCUAAACUCCUUCAGCAUGGGCGAAAUUCCGGAAAUGAAAGAUUGCUGAACUACCUCUUCCGCACAAACAACACCAUCAGAGAGAAGGUCGCCACGUGCUGCACACUAGAAUCAUGUGAUCGCGUCAUCGCAGAUUCUCAGACAACUACGUGGAAGCGCGUCACUGCCGCCUUGGGGCGACAGUGUUGUUGUGACAGAACUUGGGCACCAGCAGCUCGCGAGAUUCUCCGCAACAAUAACAUUGAGGAGGGGAAGCUUUGCCAACAUUUGCGUCAGGCCCUCAUGCUGGGCAUGCAGAAGAAGGGGGAUGCAGUAUGCUUCACAGGUUCCGGAAACGAGGGCAAAAGCUUCAUUUUGAAGCCAUUGCGUGAAAUUUUCCAGCGCGUGUUCGCCUGUCCAGCUCGAGGGUCGUAUCCUCUCUUACAUUUGCCGCAGUCCCAAGUGGUCAUUUUAGAUGAUUGGAGACCUGACCAUGGAGCCUUGGAUGUCAGCAGUUUGUGGCCCACCGCAGACACUCGUGGGGGACAGAAAAAGGGCUUGAUUCGGCAGCAUGACCA
Messenger RNA from Cladocopium goreaui, 3968 nucleotides. Lineage: Eukaryota; Dinophyceae; Suessiales; Symbiodiniaceae. The record is from the annotation of a GenBank genome assembly.